Eublepharis macularius is the source of this 5435-nucleotide messenger RNA. RefSeq names its product pleckstrin homology, MyTH4 and FERM domain containing H1 (gene PLEKHH1). Lineage: Eukaryota; Metazoa; Chordata; Lepidosauria; Squamata; Eublepharidae. Bases 203 to 4477 code for a protein of 1424 amino acids. The transcript is spliced from 29 exons. Gene Ontology annotation, cellular component: cytoskeleton. The record is from RefSeq and is a predicted model, not a curated record.
UUCAAGCGAAGCUGUGCGCGCGCGCCUGUUUGUUAUUUUUCCCUUCUCAGGGCAGCCUUCUCUUGAGUCGCAGAUUGGAGGAGAGCAGCAGGCGAAUGGCAGCACUGAUCCUGACUUAUAACUUAGUUAUAACCUUGUUCUAACUAAGAACAAAUACAAGGGUAGCUAGAGAGGCUAGCUUGGGGAAAAGAGAGGCUUCAAAAUGGACGAGCUCCCAGUUAAGAAUGGAAGCUGCGUGGAUUGGCAAAAACGGUGCCUUGCAUUGGAAACCCAACUCUUCAAAUUCCGCCUGCAAGCCAGUAAAAUCCGGGAGCUGCUGGCUGAGAAGAUGCAGGAACUGGAGCAGAGAGUGAUUGAGGCAGAACGAAGAGCCCAAAGUGCAGAGAAACAGGUUGAAGUGAUGGAAGAGAAGUUGAAACUUGCCAACAUGAAAACAAGUGAAUCAAGUGAACACAAGAAAUAUCAGGAGCUGAUAAACAGAGUACAAGAAAAGGAUGAACUAAUCAACAAAAUGAAGACACAGCUGGAAGAACAGAAGCAAUUGAGAGCACAAGAAGCUAAAAUUGUUCAAGAAAAAGCUGCCAGAAUUAAGGACUGGGUGACAACUAAGCUGAAAGAGCUUGAGCUGGAAAACCAUUACCUUAAGGCUUGCAACCUGAGGCUGACAGAGCAGAUCGAAAACCUUCAGAAAGCAUUGCAGGAUCUAAAAACUCAAUCAAGUUGUAAUGAUCCGCUACCAAAAGACCUCCUAUCACCCUUCCCUGAGAAUUCAGACCAGGAUUCCCAACUUCUUGCAGUGGGCAUCAAAGAGGCUUAUCGGGGAGUGUCUACCAAAGCUAUAACAAGUGUGGUCUUCAUGCAUGACUCCUAUGUGGGAGGCGAGACUGAUGCCUCAGUGCCUUCCCAAAGCUCACUGAGACUUAUCUCUAACUCCUCACUUGGCAAAAAUUCUUCAGAGAAAGAUUUUGUCUCCAUGGCAUCCCCAAGAAUCUGCACAACAUCACUAAACCACCAAACGGAUACUGUGACAUUUCAUGGAGGUUUGACUUUACACUCUCCUCUGGAACAACUUCAAAAGUCAAUCAGUGACUUGGGCAAUAUAGCAUCUGUUCUGUACAGUCCGUCAGAUGACUUAAGUGCCACAAUCCAUACUCAUAGGUUAGAUUUGUCCUCCAGGGAAAUUACAAACGCUCCUACUUGUUCUGUCUCACCAUCAGUUCCAUCCCUGAAAUUGUCAAAAUCCAUAACUUCAGUGCCCUCAAAUUUCCCCAGGAGGGAAGGUGGCAGUAUGACUCUCCCAAAAGCUCGGGCUCCAAGCAACCCAAGGGACAGUAUCCUGCUAGCCAAGAGGCAUUAUAGCCAACCACAGUCAGGAGCAGACUGCUUUCAUCAUGUGGUGAACAUAGAGAUCAGCAAACUUCAGCCUAUAAGAGCUCCCGAGCAAUACCAGAGAGAACUAGAAGAGACAGAUAUUGAUGAAGAGGUAGCAGAGAAAAUGGAGAUGGAGGACUGCCUAAUGGAGGAGGGAGGAAUGGUUGAGGAGGCUCCACAGAACCCUUGUUCAAGCGCCAGAGUAAGGGACUCAGGAGAAAAACCACCCACUCCUCCCUUGCACCGAUUUCCAUCUUGGGAGAGCCGUAUCUAUGCAGUAGCUGAAUUUGGCAUGAGACUGUCAGAAAUGGCUCUGAGGAAUGACUCUUCUAGCCAGACUUCAAAUUCCCCAACUUAUUCAUCCUGUGGGCCAUUUACCUGCCUCAUUUACAGAAAUGUUACAGUGCCUGUCUACACCAUGCUAAAAGGGAAAGCAACUCAGAUCAGCAACGUUCCUUUCUUAGACGAGUCCUCCUGCUCUGAUGAUGACUGCAGCUCCCAUGUUAGUCUUAGGGCUUCCAGUGCAGGAUCUGAGCCCAGGAAAACAAGCGUCCCCGGCAGUCCUCGUGCAGUGAAACGAGCAGGAGUCUCGGUAUCCUCGCUGAGCUCAGAGGGUGAUUAUGCCAUCCCCCCUGAUGCCUAUUCCUUGGAUGGAGACUAUUCUGAACCAGAACACAAACUGCAACGAACAUCCUCUUAUUCCACUGAUGCUGGAGUCUACAGUGAACCCAUGGAGAAAUCUGGCUAUUUGCUCAAAAUGAGCAAUCAGGAGAAGACAUGGAAGAGACGGUGGUUUGUUUUGAAAAAUGGACAGCUCAUGUACUAUAAAUCCCCAAGUGAUAUCAUCUGCAAGCCUCAGGGACUAGUUGAGUUGAAUUCUUCUUGCCAGAUCAUACGAGGUGAAGGAUCUCAAACAUUCCAGCUUGUCACUGAAAAAAGGACCUACUUCUUGACAGCUGACUCUCCAAACAUCUUGGAGGAGUGGAUCCAUGUUCUUCAAAACAUGAUCAAAGUGAAAGUGACCAACCCUGCUGAAAUCCCUCUCAGUGAUGCAAAACCCACUGUGAAAGGCUGGCUCACCAAGGUGAAACAUGGGCGCUCUAAGCUGGUUUGGUGUGCGCUGAUUGGAAAGACUUUCUAUUAUUAUAGAAACCACGAAGACAAGUGCCCUCUAGGAUAUUUGCAUCUGCGUGAAUCAAAGGUAGAAGAAGUGGAUCGCUCCUGUGACUCUGAUGAGGAUUAUGAGGCUAAUGGCAGGGGCCUCUUUUCUUCAAAUUGCACCUUGGUGAUUCACCCUCCAGAACAGAGCCCUGUCUACCUACUAAUUGGUACAAAACAGGAAAAGGAUACUUGGUUGUACCACCUGACAGUAGCAGCAGGCAGCAACAGUGCCAAAGUGGGCACUGACUAUGAACAGCUGAUUGGGAAAUUACUGGAUAUGGAAGGAGACCCAAAUUCCCCUUUGUGGAAACACCCUAUGUUGUGUUACAGCAGGAAUGGGCUGCACACACCCCUCACUACUCUGCCUUCAGAGGCACUGCAGACAGAGGCCCUGAAACUCUUCAAGUCUUGCCAGCUGUUUAUCAAUGUCCCUGUAGGAGCUCCUUCCAUCGACUACCACGUGUCACUAGCCCAGACUGCCCUUCAAGUCUGUCUAACCCACAAUGAGCUACAGAAUGAAAUUUAUUGUCAGCUAGUUAAACAGACCAGCAGACCAGUUCAGAACCACUCAGUUGUUCAGUGCUGGCAAUUACUGGCUCUGUGUGCUCCUCUCUUCCUGCCUCAACACCAUUUCCUUUGGUAUGUCAAGCAUCACUUGCAGCAGCAUGCAGACCCCAGAAAUGAAAUAGGCAAGUAUGCAAUUUACUGUCAGAGAUCAGUGAAACGUACUUUGCAAAUUGGUGAACGAGAAGCCAGACCUUCCCGAAUGGAGAUUGUAUCCAUUUUGCUGAGAAAUCCCUACCACCACUCACUUCCCUUCAGUAUUCCAGUGCACUUCAUGAACGGAACCUACCAGGUGGUAGGGUUUGAUGGCUCCUCAACAGUGGAAGAGUUCCUGCAGCAGCUCAACCAAGAGACAGGCAUGAGGCAGUCAUCACUUUCUGGGUUUUCCCUCUUCACAGAUGAUCCAGCUGGCGGGGAUCUAGAACACUGCCUGCAAGGCCAUAUGAAGAUCUGUGAUGUCAUUUCAAAGUGGGAGCAAACUUUGAAAGAGCUGAAUCCUGGGAAAUAUGAAGGUAGCACAAGAAUAGUGAAGCUAACAUAUAAAAGCAGACUGUAUUUUCGAUGUCAAGCAAAAGGUGAGACAGACCGAGAGCGCUUGCUUCUGGCUUUCCAAAUUAGUGGUGAAAUAGCCAGUGGGAAGUUCCCUGUCAAUAAGGAGCUGGCUCUGGAAAUGGCUGCUCUAAUGGCCCAGGUGGAUUAUGGGGAUUUGGAUCGACCAGUGCCCUCAAGCCCAGGUGGGUCAUCCCUUUCCAAAAUGCAGCAUCUUCUCCAGCAGGUCUUAGACAAAUUCUAUCCCAAGCGCUACAAGCACCGUGCUACUGCUGAGCAGAUGAGGCAGUUAACUGACCGAUUGGCUGCAAAGUGGAUGGUGCUGCAGGGGUGCUCUUCUCCAGAAUGUGUUCGGAUCUUUUUGACUGUGGCUCGGAAAUGGCCCCUCUUUGGAGCCAAAUUGUUUACUGCUAAGCCUGUUCAGCCUUCUCCCCUGGGAGACUGUCCAUUGUGGAUAGCUGUGAAUGAAGAUGGAAUCAGUAUACUGGAAUAUAGCACUAUGCACUUAAAACUGUCUUAUGCAUUCUCUUCUGUGCUGACCUUUGGAGGCUGCCAUAAUGACUUUAUGGUUGUAAUCAGCCAAGUGAAGGACAGGCACUCUGGAAAAAACACCCCUGAAAAAUUGCUUUUUGCAAUGGAAGCUCCAGUGAUUGUCGAGGUGACCCUCCUUAUCGCUAGUUAUAUUAACUACUGUUCGUUGACUCCACACCCUCCUGCUCAAAGUAUAAAUUCAACAUGGAGUACAUCAUCUGCUAAAAAGCUCAUGGAAAUGAAAAGCAGAUGUUUAUUUUCUUCUCUACCCCAGACCACUAAGGGGCCAACGCUACUGUAAGGACUGUUUCCAAGUGCCUUUGGAGUUGUCUUCCCAUCUUGUGAAUUGAGGACUACUGUAAUUUCAUUGCUUGUGUACCUGUUACCAGGCAGACUCCAGGUCUGCCUUUUUGGUAAAGUGCAACAUUCCUUGUUUAGAUGCUUGUUUAGAGCAACUCCUCUUCCACCUUAAAAGAUUGGACGGGGUGUGUGUGUGUACUAAUUUUGAACAGAUUGUGAACCUUUUAUACAAUUUUGUCCUGCCUACUUUUCAUCUUAAUAAGGUCUGUAUUGCUCCAGCCUCUCCCUAAUCAUACCCCAAAUCUCUUCCUCUGUGAAUUACUUCUUAUAUUACUAUUUGAUUGCACUGAAGCUGUUGACUUCAUAGCCUGUUUACAUACUUGUUUACAUAACUGCUGUCCAUAACUUUUCUCUUUUUGAUAUUAUGCCUUAACUCAUACCACAGUUCCUACUGUUUGAUUUUAUGCUAAACCUGUAAAAUAACUUCACCACUUAAAUAUUGUAAGUAAUGUUGCCUACCCCAUCUCAGCCUUUAAUUUAUUUGUUCCUGAGAUCCUUUUUUGCUUUUGGCAUCAAACUCUAGAGGAAAGGAGAACUUAUCUUGAGUAAUCAUCUCUUGAUCACCAGACCUUCUCCUCUGCAUUUCUCUGAUUACUGUUGUGAAAACAGCAUUCCUGUUUAUCUGAACUUUUUUUGUUCUCCAUCUACCUUGACUAAAUAGGGUAAAUGAAAUUAUAUUUAUUCCUCAUAAUGUUAUUUAAAGUGUAUUGUUAGAGGAAUGGUGCUUUAAAUAUCCUGUAAUAAUACACCCAUCAUGUGAAUGCUGACAAUAUUAGCAGUGUCAAGCAGCCUGAUCAGAGAUUUCCUAGAAUUUAGUGAGGAACACAGGGAGUAAUAUAUUGGUGUUUUAAAACAAAGAGCUUAUGGUAAAAGGAAAAGUCUCAAAGGCUUUUGUACUU